ACUCUUCAGAGCAGAAACGCCGGAGGGAUCUUGAGAUUGCAGCAGAAGAUCACCGAAAAGAGAACAAACGAAAACAAGACGAGUACCUCAAAAGCCGCAAUAUGAGACUUAAGGGCAACAGCCCCGAUCCAAUGUCGGCGACAGGCGACGGUGUGGGUUUCCGAAGUCAAGGUAUCAUUGACUUUGACGCGCCACGUAGCUCUCCGUAUGAAGACAUAAGGAAGCCGUUUGAGGAGAAGCCUAAGAGCAAGCAGCUAGUACCUCUACGGGAGCCGCCGCCGGUGCCAGCGGACACCACCACCCUUCUCAAAGCUAACUCAUUGUCAAGGGCCAAGAAUCGCACGUCGUUGCCCGAAGAUGAACUCCAGGCCAAGCGGCGAUCGACUGAAUUAGAGCAGGCUAAACGCAAAGCGAUACCACAGGGCCCCAGCAGUGGUAUGUCCAGUAUCAUGGCCGGUAUCAUCGGUGCCGGUUUUGUUGGUGGCUCGAUUGGAGCAGCAAACAAGAAACCUCCGCCUCCGCUUCCACCAAAAGACGAUACAAGGGGGGAGUCGUCGCCGGAGAGCGUCCGUCCGUCUCAGAAGAUUCUGCAGGAAAAUGGCUUUGGAGCCGCGCCCGGUUCGGGUAGGAAUAGUCCAGCUAUACCAGACGAAGUGUCUUUCGACAGACCUAACCUUACUCUCACGAUGCCGAGUUCUCCGCCAACAGCCUCCCAACAACAGGAGCCCCGACCGAGAUCACCGAAUGUUAGCCCUCACGCAGAGCGACCUCCUGUAUCUACCCUGUCUCGAGAGCCGUCGAGAGCGUCCGUGUACGGCCCGACUCUUGACUUUGAGGAAGCCCAAGUUUCCUUCCACUCCAAGUCGUCGCCAAUGCUCGAUCCAGUUGACGAUUCCGAUGACGACUCUGACGAUGGUCUCUUCGCCGCGCCGCUCGCUCGAGCUGGCCCGCCGACCCCUGUCAAAACUGGCUCAAUCACACGAAACACCACACGCAGUCAGCGACCGAGCCUCCGACUCAAGACAUCUCGGUCGAAGAACUCGCUGGAUAAGGUUUCAGAAAAGCCAGAGCAGAGCGCGAAUGAUGACCGCACUUCGGUACCCAACGAUUUCCAUCCCGAGUCGGCAGCGUCUGCUACCUGGACUGAAUCUCCAGACGAAGCGAACAGAUUUAUGCGCCGCGAGUCCUUUGCUAGCGAUGUCUGGGCGAAUCGUCCCCCAGCCGAGGCGCUUGUGGAGCACCUUGACGAGUUCUUCCCCAACGUCAAUCUCGAUCAGCCAGUACUUGAAGAAGAGGAUACAGACUCGUCUACAGAUAUGUCUAGCGACUUUUCGAAGGACGGUCGAAGCAAUUCAUCAAUGUCUUCGUUCGAAGAUACUAGCAACACCAACUCGUUUGUCACUCGCGGCAAGGGAGGUUUGCAAUCCACUGCCCAGCGCAACUUGAGGAAAUCUGGUGUCGGUCUCGGACGUACCAAGUCAAUCCGUGAAGUGGUCAAGUCGCAAUACCAACCCUUCGAAAAGAGGCCUCUCCCAGGCCAAGCGACCGGAGCUGGGCCGUCACGAGUCGCCACACUCCGCAAUGGCGGCGACAUUGUGAGGAGGAAGUCGACGAAGAUGUUCCACGCCAGGAUCGAGCAGGUCAAGCCGUCACGAGCGUCCAGGCUAAUCCAGCUCGAGACGAUACCACAAGACAACAUCCCCCUACCCCAACGCCAGCCAACGUUCAAAUGGAUGAAGGGUCAGCUCAUCGGCAAGGGCACCUUCGGCCGUGUCUACCUCGGUAUGAACAUCACCACCGGUGAGCUCAUCGCCGUAAAGCAAGUCGAAGUCAAUGCCAAAGCCGCCGGCUCAGACAAAGACAAGAUAAAAGAGCUAGUCAAGAGCCUGGACCAAGAAAUCGACACGAUGCAGCACCUCGACCACCCCAACAUCGUGCAGUACCUAGGUUGCGAGCGCAAAGAAUACAGCAUCUCCAUCUUCCUCGAGUACAUCAGCGGUGGCUCAGUCGGGUCCUGCAUCCGCAAGCACGGCAAAUUCGAAGAAAGCGUCGUCAGCUCCCUGACCCGCCAAACCCUCAUGGGCCUCUCGUACCUCCACCGCGAGGGUAUCCUGCAUCGCGACCUCAAGGCAGACAACAUCCUGCUCGACCUCGACGGCACGUGCAAAAUCUCCGACUUUGGCAUCUCCAAGAAAUCAGAUAACAUCUACGGCAACGACGUCACAAACUCCAUGCAAGGCUCCGUCUUCUGGAUGGCGCCAGAGGUCAUCCGCUCGCAGGGCCAGGGAUACAGCGCGAAAGUCGAUAUCUGGAGCUUGGGCUGCGUCGUGCUGGAGAUGUUCGCUGGGAAACGGCCAUGGAGUAAGGAGGAGGCUAUCGGCGCGAUUUAUAAACUCGGAUCCCUUAAUCAGGCGCCGCCUAUCCCUGAGGAUGUUAGUCGCGUUAUUGGCGUCGAGGGCCUGAGCUUCAUGUAUGACUGCUUCACUAUCGAUCCGACGGAACGCCCUACCGCCGAGACCCUGCUCAGAGCCCCGUUCUGCUUCAGCGAUCCGAAUUAUAAUUUUUUGGAUACGGAGCUUUAUGCGAAGAUUCGCGGCGCGUUUCAGUGAGUGAGUGGGUUGGAGGAGAUGUGUUGGUUUGGCUAGGUGCAGUUCGAUUUGGUUCGGUUCAGUUCGGUUCUUGUAUGAAUAUUAGUAUGUGGUUGCGAGUUUGUCGGUUUUUUAUAUACCCUGAUUUUGUUUUCUCGAGUAUGUGUAUGUGAUUUUGUCAUUUGUUGUUAUGAGAAUUGCAUCUUUUGUCUCCUCCCCGUGGUGUUGGC
Molecule: messenger RNA, 2818 nt
Organism: Dothidotthia symphoricarpi CBS 119687
Lineage: Eukaryota; Fungi; Ascomycota; Dothideomycetes; Pleosporales; Dothidotthiaceae
Product: kinase-like protein
Exons: 2
Coding region: 102-2609 (835 amino acids)
Biological process (GO): protein phosphorylation
Molecular function (GO): protein kinase activity; ATP binding
Source: RefSeq, a predicted model, not a curated record